This is a messenger RNA of Hydra vulgaris (swiftwater hydra), 2543 nucleotides long. RefSeq lists its product as uncharacterized. The record is from RefSeq and is a predicted model, not a curated record. NCBI's taxonomy places the organism in Eukaryota, Metazoa, Cnidaria, Hydrozoa, Anthoathecata, Hydridae.
UAUUUUUUGCUUAUUAUAGCAGCAUGCUAAUUAAAACAGUUUUCAUUUUUGGAUUGGUUGUUUUUACAACUUAUAGCAGUGAAGAUAAAAAGGAUAUACCAAUUAAUGAUUUUGCCGCACUUGUUAAUGAUCUGAAACAAGCUCUUAAUUUAGAUAGAGUAUUUGAAGUUAUUCAUCAGUAUCUUAAGACAGCUAUUAACAAUGGUCAAAAAUAUUCUUAUCAACAGUUUAAAGAUGAUUGGAGAAAUUUAAAAGUUCAUCCUGUUGAUAUAGCAAAGUUUGUUCACCAAUCAAUAUGGGCAAUAAUUGUAAAUGGAUCACUUGCUAUAAUAAAGGUUUUCUACUACUACCACAAUUUCUUUCUAGAAUAUUUAAAAAAGAAAUGUGAUAUAUAUUUCGAAAAAAUAGAUCCGUUUCAUCCUUGGAAUGUUAUGGAACAAGAAAAUAAACAAACACCUCUAUAUCUUUUCAUCUAUGGUGGUAUACUUUCUCUUGUUUUCAUGAGAUUUUUAAGUAGUUGGAAUUUUUUACUAUAUAUAGCUGCCAGCUUCCUUGUGCAUUACAUCGGUGGAACACCUCUUGUAUUUAAAUGGAUUCUUAGCAUAAUUGGUUUUUUGUGGUUUGCUUUUGAUAUUAUCACAAGUUAUCCAUUGCAUGCUGCUAUCGCUGUUGUAACUUUGUAUUUCAGUCGCUUUAUUUUGCCUUGGAUGGCAGUUGAUCGAAUGCCACAUUCGAGUCAAAUUUUACCUGAAAGGUUUCGACAAAACGAAAUUAAAACAUUACAAUCAAGAUUAAAGAAUAUGGAAGAAAAAACUUAUUUGAUAAAUGAAAGAUUAGAACGUUUGUACACGCUAAUAGAUAAGAAAGAAAAUGAGUAGAAACAAUAAAAAAGAAAACAGAAGAUAAGAAAGCAAAUGAUUAGAAAAUAUAAGGCCAAGAAAGUGUAUCAUUAAGCUCAUAAAAAUAAUAUCAAAUCACAAAUAAUUUUCUACAAUAUCUUGGAGUAUCCUUGAAGCUUUCUUGAUUUUUUUAUUGGAGUUUUCUUGAAGUUUUUCUCGGAGUUUCCUUGGAGUAUAAAAGUUCAUAAAAACUUUUAAAUAUUGUUUUUUUUUUUCUCUUUUAUCACAAAAAUAUUAUUUUUAUUUUUAUUGUUCGUGUGAAUGUUGUUAAUUGUAUAUUGUGGCUUAUCAAUGUUUACAAAGGUGAAUCCAAAUCCAAAUUAGGGAUGGGUCUUGGGGGUUGGCAGACAAAGUUCUGGUUUGCGAAAAUCAAUCUGAAGAUAUAAACUAAUUUAAGAUACAUAAACCUAACUUAUUGGAGACACCACUUUUUGUAAGCAGUGAUCAAUAAAAACGAGAAACUUACAUUUUGUAAGAAAAAAUGAAUUUCUCACAUAUUUUAAAAAAAAGGAGGUUAAUUCUUUUUAUUUUGUUUAAAAAACAGGUUUUUAUAUUUAAAUUUAUUUAAACAAAUAGUAAAAAAGUUAUUUAUUGCAUUUAUUUUCAAUAGUUCUUCAACACCAUUUUUGAAAAGACAUUUUUAGUUAAAGUGGUUUUCACUAUAGCAAAAUAACUUCUUUUAGUUAUUUUGUAUUAAGGUCUUUAUGUUUUAUUUUGUGUUGAGCUGUUUUGGUUAUUUUACUUGUUUUGAAGGAUUUGUUUCUGUUAUUUGUAUUUUACUUGUGUUGAAGGAUUUGUUUCUGUUAUUUGUAUUGUUAAACGCAAGUAAAAUAGCAGAACUUUUUUACUUUUUUUUAUUUAUGGAUUUGUUUAUGUCAUUUGUGUUGUAAACAUUUUUAAAGAAAAUAGAAAACUUAGAAUAAAAUGGUAUCUGAGAAAAUCAAGACUAUAGUUUAGUAAAACUUAAUAAAUAUUAUUAGAGACAUUUUGAAAUUUGAUUACAGGCAAUUUUAAGGCGAAAUCUCAUAUUACUAUUCUAUUUUGUUUAUCAGUGACUCCACAGACUACACUAGUUAAACUGUUUAUCAGUGACAUCACUUCAUAACGUCAUAUUUUUUAAUGUUUGAAAAGUUUAUAUUGUUGCGUAUUUAAUAUUUAUCAAUUUAAUUAUAAAAAUAAAAUAUUUUAAAAACGAUUAUAUUUUGCUUACUUAAUAUUUACCGAUAAAAUUAUAAAAAAAAAUUUAUUAAAAAAAAAAAAAAUAAACCAAAUCGCUCUCAAUGCAAAUCAAAUCAACGUGACUAGCGUCGAAACAUUAUUAUCCAUCGAAGUUUCAUGAAAAAAAUAUGUCCACAGAAAUAUAUUUUAGAACAAUUCAAUCAAAAACAGCAUCUGAUAAACGAAAUCUUAUACCUAUUGAAGAUUUGGCAUUGAAAUUACCUGAAAUCGAAUUUAAAAAAGAUUUGCAUAAUAAUUUUUUUAAGUUUAUUUCUAAUUUAACUAAUUUCCAGUUUUCAGUUGCCAUUUUAUUCUAAGUUUUAUGACGUUUUUUUUUAAUUAUUUUUUGGUUUGUGUAACAGCCCUAUAAAUCUUUUUAUAAAAAAGAACUGUUAAUAUAAUUUACUAAAUUAUUUUAUACCACAA